UGUCCAAUUAUAUAAGUAUUUUUAUAUCUUAAAAAAAUCAUUUAGUUUCUAUAUUGUAUAUAUGAAAAAAAAUACAACAACGAUAAAAAGUCUGUGAAAUUAAAUAGUUUAAUAUGUUUUGAUUCUGCUGAGUAUAUAACCAGAAAGUUCAGUAUCUUACGUUAUCAUGCAUGUCUGGGAAUUCUCCCACCCACUGCGCCAUGCCAUGGCCCAGUGGAUAAAUACAAUGCCACGCGGCCAUGUUGUCUUGCAACGUAAGAGCAGGUAAGUCUCUGUCUGAGGCCUAGGGCUAGGUAGGUCAAUAUACUACCACCCUGAAUAUUUCGAAGGAGACAAGUAGGACCUAUACAUGUAUUACUAAAUUAUUGCAUUCGCUCACGAUCAUGAUGUAUGUGACUUGGAAGCUCUGUGGAACACCCAAAACUAGGAAUGAAUGAAAGAUUGAAGUAGUAGCUGUACAAGUGACAAUGAACAUGAGAACAAGUAAAGAAUCAACUUUUGCAAAAUUGGUGUCAGUUGUGUCAAUUUGGUAUGAUGAAUGCAUACCCAUCAAUAUGCUGAAAGUGUUAUUCAGGGACCAUAUAGACGAUGCUCAUUUAUUACAUACUUCUUCUAAGACGAUGGAGUUAAUGAAUAAGCUGACAACGCGUGGAAGUUUGAGUCCAGCUGACCUUACUCUCCUCUAUGAUACUAUUAAGGUAACAGAACAAUUUGGUCUGGAACAUGAAAUUAAAGAUAAAAUGCCGUCAUUCCAAAUUUACAAAAAUAUCAGGGAUAAAGAAAUUACAGCAUUCACACUGCAUCAGCAAAGGCUUGUAAAGCUGGGGAAGUCACUAUCUCCAAGUGAUGUACAAACGAUUAAUGGUCUGUAUAGUGUAAAACAUACAGAUAGCUGGAGUUUGAUCAUGGAUCUAGAACAUAAAACAGUCAUUUCUGAAGAAAACAUGGACACAUUCAUUGACAAUUUGCAGACAUUUAAUCUAAACCAAGGAGUGAAGUCUCUAACAGAAGACAUUCAAAAGCCAUCUUCAAACUCAGGACAAGCAAGUGACAUUCCAAACCCAUCUUCAAACCCAGGACUAGCAUGUGAAUAUAAUUUACACAUGAAACCAGCUGCACUAGAGAACCUUGGCAAUACAUGCUACAUGAACUCAGUUCUGCAGAUAAUAGUCCAUACUGGAGCAUUGGUACAUUUAUUGAAUAGAAAGAAUCACAAGGACUCAUGUACCAAGCCAGAGAAGUGUGUUAUGUGCGCUGUAGAACUCCAUAUAUCCACUGCAUUUUCAAAUCCUGGAAAUACAAUAAAGUCACAGCUGCUUAUAAGACAUUUUACGGAAUUUAAAGAUUUUGAAUGGGGAAGGCAGCACGAUGCUGAUGAAUUUGUUCAUGCACUGCUCAGAGCAAUGGAUAACAGCUUCAAUGAGGAGUAUAGUCCCAUAUACAAGAUUUUUGGCCAUAGCAUAAUGACCUCAGUGGUAUGCAGUAAAUGUCAUACAGUCUCAACACAAUCUAAAACUUCGAUAGGAAGUAUUCAUCUUCCAAUUGGAAAGCAUCAUAGCCUUGAACAGAUGCUGAUCGAUUGCUUUUCAAAUGAAGAAAUUCUAAACGGGAGCAACAAGUAUAAAUGCGAAAUUUGUCAGGAGAAAGUUGAAGCAGCAAAGUUUGUGAAACUAGAAACGAUCCCAAAGGUUCUUUACAUUACUUUGAUGAGGUAUGAUGUGAACCAGACCAAAGACAAUAAGAAAGUUGAUUUCCCUGAAAAUCUUGACCUAAGCCCAUGUAUUGACAAAGAUAAUAACAACUGUGACACUACUUACCAUCUGUAUGGUAUAAUUUGUCAUUAUGGGCGAAAAAGGAACAGUGGGCACUAUAUCUGCCAUACAAAAUCAAACAAUGAGUGGUACUACCUCAGUGACGACAAAUGUCAAUCUGAGGGAAUAGAUGAUGUGCUUCAGGAGAACAAUGCCUAUAUACUUUUUUAUGAGAAACAAGACAUUCCAAACCCAUCUUCAAACCCAGGACAAGCAAGUGAGGAUUUGACAACUGCACCCACUACGGACAAGACAACAGUCACAACCACACCAUCAGAGGAUUUGACAACUGUACCCACUACGGACAAGACAACAGUCGCAACCACACAAUCAGAGGAUUUGACAACUGUACCCACUACGGACAAGACAACAGUCACAACCACACAAUCAGAAAUAUUGAGAGUUGGCUGUUUAAUACUGGCGAUAUUCACAAUUACACGAUUGAUGUAUGUAUACCAGGAAACAUUAACAAUGGAAUUCAUGGUCAUUACCACAGCUGCUUUAUUCUCACUACAUAGAGAGGAAAUAGAAAUAGAAAUAAAAUUUGUUUUUAUAAUUCUUAUAUUAUGGAUUUCAUGUUCUUCUUGCUUUAGAUAUGUUAUUUAUGCUGAUUUUCCAUUUCAUUUUUGUUUUAGGAUAUUCAUAGAAUAUUAUAUAUUGUGUAACAUUAUUGUAUGUAUUAUUGCUGCUGGUUUUUGUAUAUUAAAUUUGUUAACAAGUGAAAUUGCAAAAUACAUUUGUUAUUUUGCCAUUGCCAUAAUAUCUUUGGUUUUUAUAUAUUUUUUCAGUUUUAUUAAAAUUAAUGUUUUUGAUAUUUAUAUUUUUCUAGUAUUUUUUGCAUAUACAGCACUGUAUUUAUGUUCUUUUUAAUAGAAUCCUUAUAAUAAUAAUAUGUGGCAAAGACAAGCCAAACCAGUCACUCGUCGCAAAAAUCGAUUUUGAGUUAUUAAUACAGUUUUAGAGAGUAAAAUAAUAGCUAUAAAAUGGUAAAAAAAAUCAU
Molecule: messenger RNA, 2811 nt
Organism: Anneissia japonica
Lineage: Eukaryota; Metazoa; Echinodermata; Crinoidea; Comatulida; Comatulidae
Product: ubiquitin carboxyl-terminal hydrolase 17-like protein 6
Exons: 16
Coding region: 468-2681 (737 amino acids)
Biological process (GO): protein deubiquitination
Cellular component (GO): cytosol; nucleus
Molecular function (GO): cysteine-type deubiquitinase activity; cysteine-type endopeptidase activity
Source: RefSeq, a predicted model, not a curated record